AUGCAGAGGAAACGGAACAGACGUAACGACCCCAAUGAGAGGAUAGCCGAUGAGCAGGACGAGUUCGGCAGCGGACUCGAUACGGACAGAGACAAAAACGAAGGAUCGAACAAUAUAAUAACAACCUCGGGGAAGGUCUACGACCAAGAUUUUAAUAACUUCAUAAAUGAGGAGUAUCUAGAUGGGUCCGACGAAUCUUCUUUUAAUUUCUCCAGUACGAAGCCCAUUCAUUUGGAGUAUGGUAAUGAGGGGAAGAAGUAUGCCGUACUGAAGGGAAUGUAUAGUGACGGCGGGGAGGAUAAGGAGCGGACUGUCAAGAAGAAGAUACCUGCAGAGGAUGGGGCGAAUCAGGCCAGGGAGGUACCCAAAGGGGCCGCACUAGUUGGUGGCAGAAAGGCGGCGGAGCGAAACGGAGGAACAAGGGCAGUCUCGAAGGGAGGGGGAAAAGCAGACCAAGGAGCUCCGCCGGUGGAGCAGCCGAAGGAUCUCCAGGAAGACAGCCCAGACGACGCCAAUUCGGUUAGAAGCGUAUCUGGGGAGCAGAACCUCGCAUGCGUGGUGAGGAGUGAAACGGGGAGUGAAGUCUCCCCAAGGAGGGAGCCCCCGGGGAGAGAGCCCCUUGGGAGGAUGCCGCUUGAUGGGAGGGAGCCCCUCGGAAGAGUUCACCCCAUAAGCGGCAUCCCUCUAUCCAGUGGCCUCCUCCCCGUUGCUACCGCCAACACCGCUGCUACGGCCCAGAUGGACUUCCCGAACGAAUACCUCAACAACAGCAGCAUGGCGUCCAGCAUGGCAUAUCGAGAAAAUGACCUCUGCUCGAUAAAGUACCUAGUGGUGUGUAAUUUUAAGAGUUACGAAGGGGAAAAUAUCAUCGGGCCGUUUUCCAAAUUCACAGCGAUAAUAGGUCCAAACGGGUCAGGCAAGUCAAACAUAAUGGAUUGUAUAUGCUUCGUUCUAGGAAUAAAUAAUAAAUGCCUUAGGGUGAGAAGCAUGAAACAUUUGAUUCAUCACAAGGAGAACGAAAAAGUGGAGAUACUUAAGAGGAAGAAGUGUUAUGUGAAACUUGUCCUAGAAAGCAACAAAGAGAGUGUUGAAGUUAAGAGGACGUUAAAUUACAGAGGAGGGAGUAGCUACUACAUCGAUGAGAAGCCCGUGGAGUAUAAGGAAUACCUUUCAUUUCUGAAGAAGAAUCGGAUAGAAACGAAAACGAAGACAUGUCUAAUUUUCCAGGGAGACAUUGAAGAUAUAAUAAAUAAGAAACCAAACGAACUAGCCAAAUUGUUCGAAUACAUUAGCGGGUCAGAUGAGUACGAACAAGUUUAUGAAGACAUGAAGGAAAAGCUAAAGGAGAAACAGAUGACUUGCAAGAGUUAUCUCAAUGAAAAGAAAAAAAUCGAACAAGAAAUUAAAAUACACAAAAUGCAGAUCAGUGAUAAUAUUGAGCAGAACCAAUUGAAAGAGGAACACGAAGAGGACGUAAAAACUUUCUACCUUUUCCGACUGUAUCACCUCCAUAGGAAAAAGGAAAAGCUAAAGGAGGAUCUACUUACCUAUAAGGAGGAGAAAAUCGAAUUCGAGCAAGAGGUUCUCUCCAAGGACAAAGAUAUGGCUAACCAUUUGGAGAAAAAUAAACUGUUGACAAAGAAAAGUCUCCUUAAAAUAGAAGACGAGAUUAGAAACUACCGUGUCGAACUAAACCGAUUGAAAGUCACCCUCAACGAGAUUAAUGAGAAAAAGCAAUUCAAUCAGGACUCCCUCACCAAAGUCUUAGCCAAUCAGAAGCUACAAAUGAACAUACAGACACAUUGCACGAAGUUUUCCGAAAAUCUCAACGAACAGGUGAAGGAACAGACGAAGAAGCUGAGAGGAGAAAUGUCAAACAAACUGGGGGUCAUCGUAAAGUUUAUGGAAAAAUACGACCGUGUGAAGAGGUACAUCCAGGAGAGGCACAAAACGAUGUAUGAUAACCUCGUGAAGGUUGAGCGGGCAUUUCGUCUAAGCAGUGGAGAAGAUAACGAUAGGAACGCUUCUGCCCUAAGUGAGGAGGAAGAAUCCCUAUUUCGGAAAUGCAACCUGUUAGAUCUGAUCGAGAACUUAAGUGAGUAUAAAAAGUGCAAAGAGAAAUAUCUCUACCUCUGCGCCAACAGCAAUAUCAGCAUAAACAAUUACAACACGCUAGCCAACGCGCUGAAGAAGGACAUAAAGGAGCUCCAGGAGGAGUGCGAUAAUCUGGGUAGGAAGAAGCAGAAGGAGGUACUUGACUACGAGGCGGAGAAACUCACCAUGGAUGAAUUGAGCGGCCGAGUAAACACACUGAGUAACCUGAUCGAGGGAGACAAGGAGAAGGUGGAAAAGAUGAAGGCACACUUGAGAGAGCUCCACCAGACCAUCUCAGAGAAGGAGAAACGUAUAGAACAGCUGGACAACGAAGUGAACAUAUUAAAUGUGCACAAGAAUGAACUAAUCCAAUUUGAGAAGAAAAAGGAAAUCAUCUCCAAUAUGAAGAAUCUCUUCGGGGAGGACCAGAUAUAUGACGAAGUCAGCUCCCUCUACGAGGUCAGCAAUCACGUCUACUUCACUGCGGUUAAUAAUGCGAUUCAUAAGUAUAACAAUUUCCUGGUGGUAAAAAAUGUGGACGUCGCUGCGAAAUGUAUUCGCUACCUCAAGGACAAUAAGGUGCACAAGAUGGAUUUCAUUCCUAUGGAGGAUUUUGUCAAACAUGUGAAGCGCAGGAGGGGUCAGCGUACACAUAGGGAAGGACCCCCACAGGGGAAUGAAGGCUUUACCGGCUACGCUUCCUUCGGGGGGGAGGACCCCUCGGAGGAGACUUGGCACGAGGAAGACCAUCAAAUGAUGGAAAAAGUAAUGAAUACAUUUAAGAAGAAGAACAUCGUUCUGGCAAACAACUGUCUCGUGUGCGACGAGCAGUUUAAGAUCCUAUUUGACUACCUCAUAGGGACAAACACACUGAUCGUGGAACGGAUAAAAGACGCAGAGGAGGUGAGAAGCAAGUUCCCACAUCUGAAUGCAAACAUGGUGACACUAAAUGGACACAUCGUAUCAAAGAAUAACAAUCUAAUCGUCGACAUAUCAUCCACACACGGAGACAAAGAAAGAUACAGUAACAGGAGACUCAACAUCAGCAUGUAUAAUAAGAUCCUCAAUGAGAAGGAGGAAUGUCGAAGCAUCAUCAGCGACUGCAAUAAGAAGGUCAUUCAGACGAAUGAACAGAUUAACAAAACGAAUUACGAACUAGAGUUAAAUAAGAAAAAGGCAGCUAGUUUGUUAAUAAAGAAGGAGAUCUUCGAGAAAGAAGUUGAAGGAAAACAAGCCACCAUACAGAGUUAUCAAGACAGGAUUGAAAAAAUAAAGAACGUACAGAUGAAGAAAAAAAUUGAUAGUCUAGAGAGUUACGAAUCGGAGCUGCUGAAAGAGCGAAAAGGAUUGGCGUCUUACCAGAAGGAUUCUUUUAAAAUACUAAAUGAGAGGUUCCAGAUGGAAAAUAUUUACGAGGCCAUUGAAAGGAGUUCAAAGGAAAUGGAGAAAAUAGACGAUCACAUUGAUCGCAUAAAGAACAACAUAAAGAAGCUAAAUGACGACAUUAACGAACUGACAGACAAACGAAACGAAAUUCAACUAUUUCACAAGAAGGAGAAGGCCGCAAAACAGGAAGAGACUAUCAAAAUGGAUCUAUACAAACUGAAUGAGGAGGAGAAGGAGCAGAUGGAUAAAAUGCACCAAACGGAAAACGUCAUUCGGGAGAGAGACAUCGAACGGGACACUCAUCUGAAGAAUCUGGUCCAAAUCAACCAAGAGCUCAAUGACCUGCGAGAUCGAAUAAAUGGGAACUUCGAAAAGUAUGAGACGAUGCAGAGCAAGGUGGAUAACUGUCGCAAGAAGAUUCUAAUUUACGUCACGCUGGUGAAGGACCUCAUCAGCGAGUGCGACAUGAAUGGCGUCAAUGUGUUCGCGGCGAGUUACGCGAUUGCCGAUGAGCGGGGUGGGAAGGCCCAAACCCGGCACAGAACAACGCGGCGUACACGCAAGGGCCGCGUGAGCAAGCUCCUGCAGGGAAGCGAGGAGGACGACUCGGACGGGGGGAGCGCCGCCAGCGGGAGCAGUACUCGGGGUAGUGGUAGCGAAGACGAAGAAGAUAAAGAAGAUAAAGAAGACAAAGACGAGGAAGACGAGGACGAAGAAGAGAUAGACCUCACUCUGGCCAACAUCUCCUUCGACGCACUCCCAGAGGAGCUGAAACAAAUGGACAACGAACAGGAAAUCAAUACAGAGCGGGAGAAGCUUGAAAAAGAAAUCGAAAAGAAAAAAAAACUACUCAAAAUGAGGAACAUAAACACAAGUGCCGAAAAAGAGUAUGAACAAUUAAUCUCCAAAUUGAAACUUAUCGAUGCUUCUCUCUCAAAUGAGCGAAAGGAAUGUAAUCUCUUCGAACGAAACUUUCGCAUUUUACAAAAAAAAAGAUCAUACAAGUUUCUCCACUGUUUUAACUACAUAAAGAAUGUCAUCGACAAUGUGUAUAAUAAUCUAACAUACAGUGUGAAGCAUCACGUGGGAGGGCAAGCUUUUCUGGAUCUCUUUAAUCUGAACGAAUUCAAUAAGGAUGAUGAACCCUUUUACUGUGGCAUUCGAUACAAUAAUAUGCCACCCAUGAAACGUUUCUUUGAGAUCAGCGAGUUAAGCGGUGGAGAAAAGAGCAUGAGCGCACUGGCACUCAUUUUUUCCAUUCAGAAAUAUAUAAGUAACUCCUUUAUCAUUUUGGACGAAGUUGAUGCCAAUAUGGAUCCCAUUAAGAUGAGUGCCCUCGCCAGGUAUCUCAAUUCUAUUAACAGCCAAGUUAUCGUCAUUUCUUUGAAAGAGAAGUUUUUUAGCAAGAGUCAGACCCUCAUCGGGGUGUACAAAAACAAGCAUAAGAAGUGUUCCCGCACGGUCACGCUCGACAUUUCGCGCUACCGCCAGGAGGUGUAA
This is a messenger RNA of Plasmodium inui San Antonio 1, 4980 nucleotides long. RefSeq names its product structural maintenance-chromosome 1. Gene Ontology annotation, cellular component: cohesin complex; nucleus; chromosome. The transcript has a single exon. NCBI's taxonomy places the organism in Eukaryota, Apicomplexa, Aconoidasida, Haemosporida, Plasmodiidae. Gene Ontology annotation, biological process: sister chromatid cohesion. The record is from RefSeq and is a predicted model, not a curated record. Bases 1 to 4980 code for a protein of 1659 amino acids. Gene Ontology annotation, molecular function: ATP binding; protein binding; DNA binding.